GAACGAAACGAUCAGUCUCGAUUUGACGUUGCUUGCGGAAGGGUGUGUUGUCGCGUGUUUUAACCAGCCUCUAUUGGCGAUCAAGCUGAUCGAAGAUCGCAUGCUUGAGGGGUUCUUUCAAUGACCAGAAGAAAUCUACAAAGUGUAACAUUUUGGAUGGAGCGUUCGCUCAAUUGUGAUCGUGAUAACAAUAGAAGUGCUCAUGAUUUUUGAGCUUGACACAAGCAGCGCGUAUUUGGCGUUUGUUUACGUUCGUGAUUGCCGGCGACGCGUUUUGUGGCUUGUUUACGUUCCGUUGAAGUUAUGAUGGUGUGACGCGAAGCGUGAAGCGACAACAACGUUCAAUAUUUGAAUAAAAGGCGGUUUGUGUGCGGCGGCGGCGGCGGCUUGGAAUGUCUUAAUAUCGUUAUCAUACGGGCGGAUCGAAGAGGGUUCAUUUAUCUUAAUGGAAUAAAGUGGUGAUUCGUAUAGUUGGUACACAGUUCGAAGUUUGCGGAGAAUCUGUUUGUGGGAUUUCGGAAAAAAGCAGAAGUGCUGUGAUGAUAGCUGACAGUGGUUUUUGAUGAAGUGAUAAUCGUUGUGUAAGGGGGAUUGAAAGUUUUUGGAUCGCAUGCUGAUUACGUGGAAUGAGAAGGGAUAUCAGUGACAAGUGAUUGCGGUGAACGAUACAGGAUCAAUACAGUGGAUUGAAAACUUAGGGAUCGCACGAAGAGAGUUCCCAGUCUGGCGUCCGCCAAGCUUGUCGUUCCGCUCCUCGUUGCUGCACAUCAAAAUGCUACUGUCCCUGUGGAGGACGGGCAGCACGAAGCAGCUUCUAUGAGGUGUCUUAGGAAGAAGAUGAGCCAGGUCUUCUCGUUGACCCAUCGAUACAAACGGACCCUGCAAGCAAUGGCGGCCGGCACCUUCCUCAUCUACAUGACACUGGUUUUGUACCAGAACGUCUACGGCUACGGCGGCGGCAAUAGUGUACAGGAACUGCAAUACAACUCGCUGGAUUCGGCGGCGGCAACGGCGGCCCUUGCCGCACCAGAAAAUGUGAUAGCCAAACGGGAUAACGGUGCGAAUAGUGGUGUGGAAGAUAGCCCAAAUGGUAGCGCUAGUGUUAUGAAGUUGGGCAGUGGCAAUAGUAGGCUUAGGAACAGCAAACCGACCCGAUCGGACUACUACGAUUCGUACCCGAAUGGGCAGCAGUCGGUCACGGGGACACCGAAGCCUCCGACGACCGAACUGGACGAUCUUCUGAUCAGUGUCAAGACGACCAAAGGCUACCACGAUACGAGGUUGGAGAUGAUCACCAAGACGUGGUACCAGCUGGCGAAGGAACAGACGUGGUUCUUCACCGACACCGACGACCAGCACUACCAGAAGCUGACGAAUGGUCACAUGGUCAACACCAACUGUUCGCAAGGACACUUUAGGAAAGCGCUCUGCUGCAAAAUGGGAAAGGAGUUCGAGUUCUUUCUCGACAGUGCCAAAAAAUGGUGGUGCCAUUUCGACGACGACAACUACGUCAACGUACCGCGGCUGGUGCGACUGCUGGACGAAUACAGCCCCACGCAGGACUGGUACCUGGGGAAGCCGAGCAUCUCCUCGCCGCUGGAGAUCUUUCUAGACAAUACCAAAUCAUCGACCGAGGUGAACAAGAAGGUGACCUUCUGGUUCGCCACCGGUGGAGCCGGGUUCUGCAUUAGCCGGGCGCUGGCGCUCCGAAUGCUGCCGAUUGCGAGCAGCGGCAAAUUUGUGGCCAUAGGCGAUAAGAUUCGCUUCCCGGAUGACGUGACGAUGGGAUUCAUCAUCGAACACAUCCUCAAUGUUCCUUUGACUGUGGUAGACGCGUUCCACUCGCACCUCGAACCAAUGGAAUUCAUCCGACCAGAAACGUUCCACGAUCAGGUCUCCUUCAGCUACGCGCGCAUGAAGAACGAAUGGAACGUGGUCAAGGUGGACGGGUUCGAUCUCAAGACGGACCCCAAGCGGAUCUACUCGCUGCACUGCUAUUUGUAUCCGUUCUUCAGCAUAUGCCCCAAGACGAUCAAGCGGAGAUGAUGACCGCACCCUAGUUCCGAGACUAGGACCUGUAACACAGCUAAGGAGCACCAAACCAAAACCGAAGAUGACGACGACGAAGACGACACCGUGGAUGAAAGCGAGAGAGAGCAGUACUCUGAAAAAAAAAUAUGUGAAUGAUUGACAAUAAUCCGUUGCUUUCACCGGGAACCCGGAAACAGCGGAAGCAAACAAACUACAACACUGUCUGUGAUUGAACCUAUUGAAUUUUGUUUUGUAAUAAAUUGUGUUAGAAGCGCAGUUAGAGCAGUCAACAGUAAUGUUAACGUGAGCUAAUUGUAAAGCAGCAGCUAGAAGAAUCGAAUAAGUUUUAGGAAAACAAGCGAAAAUCGAGAAGAAGUAAUGCGGGCCUACCUUGGAGGAGCCCAUCUAGUCCCUUAUGUGCAGCUGAAUAAGGAUUUGUUCGUAACGAAAAAUUAGUUCUUCCUAUCUUAACAUAGUUCAACAGUUAUGUAACGUACUAAACAAAAGUGUGCUCUUGAAAUAGUGCAACAAAAAAGGCAAUAAUGUAUAGUUCUUCCGUUAGACAAAUCACUUUUAGGGUGUAAAUAUGUGCAAAAUGACGAACAAGUGUAAUUGUAGAAUAUUGAAAAGAUGAAAAUAGUUGUUUUUAUCAAGUUAGUUGUACGUAAAAAUUUGACUAUUGUUUUAAGCAAUGAUAAAGCGAAAUUGUGUUAAUAAAUCUUAAAUGUGAAAAAU
Aedes aegypti (yellow fever mosquito) is the source of this 2766-nucleotide messenger RNA. RefSeq names its product fringe glycosyltransferase. Gene Ontology annotation, biological process: regulation of Notch signaling pathway. Gene Ontology annotation, cellular component: membrane. The transcript has 8 exons. Gene Ontology annotation, molecular function: O-fucosylpeptide 3-beta-N-acetylglucosaminyltransferase activity. The record is from RefSeq and is a predicted model, not a curated record. Lineage: Eukaryota; Metazoa; Arthropoda; Insecta; Diptera; Culicidae. Bases 817 to 2046 code for a protein of 409 amino acids.